AUGCUCAAGGUCGCCAGCAACAACCAGUGCUUGGACGCGUACAAGGACAACGCCGACGGCAAGUUCAAGGUGCACACAUAUGCGUGCGACGUCACCAACAGCAACCAAAAGUGGAACUUCAACCCGAGCACCAAGACACUCGAGCACGCGACCCACGCCGGCCAGUGCUUGGACGCCGACCCGACGUACGCCGACCGCCACGCGCAAAUGUGGGCGUGCACGCCCAACAACGUCAACCAGCAGUGGUCCAUUGAUGCGUUCUCGAGUUAACUCGAAUGGAUUUUGAUAAAUUUUCUUGCGUGAUCG
Molecule: messenger RNA, 306 nt
Organism: Saprolegnia diclina VS20
Lineage: Eukaryota; Oomycota; Saprolegniomycetes; Saprolegniales; Saprolegniaceae
Product: cytolethal distending toxin A/C family protein
Exons: 1
Coding region: 1-270 (89 amino acids)
Source: RefSeq, a predicted model, not a curated record